Chrysoperla carnea is the source of this 1845-nucleotide messenger RNA. Its product is annotated as SET domain-containing protein SmydA-8-like. Lineage: Eukaryota; Metazoa; Arthropoda; Insecta; Neuroptera; Chrysopidae. The transcript is spliced from 7 exons. The record is from RefSeq and is a predicted model, not a curated record. Bases 161 to 1783 code for a protein of 540 amino acids. Gene Ontology annotation, molecular function: protein binding.
UCAGCGUGGCGAGAACUCAGACGACACAUCAUAAAAUACAUAGAGGAGGUUUUUAUUUUCAUAAAUUACCAAUAAAAUAGUAUUUUUUAUUAUUUUUUAAUUAUUUCAAUAUAAUUUUUACAAUUAAAAAACAAAAAAAGAAAUAAAUAUAUAAAAAUCAAUGCCGGUUACAAGUAAUAUUUGUGCAGUGUGUUCAAUUACAGCGAAACAACGAUGUGCCGGUUGUUUUAAUGUAUUUUAUUGUUCACGUGAUCAUCAAAAACAACAUUGGAAAAUACAUAAAAGCUUAUGUAGACCAAUUAAGAUUUGCGAAGAUGCGGUGCUAGGACGAUAUUUAGCUGCAACUCGUCCCAUAAAAGCUGGUGAUGUGGUUUUCAAAGAAAGUCCCCUCGUAAAAGGACCUGCUCAAAUAACUGGACCAAUUUGUUUGGGAUGUGGUAAAGAGAUUACUGGUCCCGAUGAUAGUGUUCCAUGUUCAAAAUGUGGAUGGCCAAUGUGUAAAGAUGGCGAUAAUUGUGAGAAUUCCGAAACACAUAAAGCUGAAUGUACUUUCACUCAAAAAAGAGGUUUCAAAGUUUCCAUACAAAAUUUUGCAAGCCCACACCCGAGCUACCAGUGUUUGACUAUAUUACGUUGUUUAUAUUUACGAGAUCACGAACCAGAGAAGUGGGAAAAAUUGAUAAAGUUAGAAUCUCAUAACAAAAUUAGAGUGAAUACUGAGCAAUAUGAACGAGACUGUGUUUCAGCAAAAUUUAUUCAGAAGUUUUUUAAACUGGAAAAAGAAUUUACGGAAGAUGAAAUAUUAAAAGUAGCUGGUAUUGUUCAAGUUAACGGACAUGAAGUACCCUUAACCGAACCUGCGCAUAUUGCUAUUUAUGAAGCGUGUUCCAUGCUUGAACAUGAUUGUCGAGCAAAUUGUUGUAAAAGUUUUUCAUCAACAGGCGAUGUUUUAGUAAUUGCUGGGCAGGAUAUAAAAGCGGACGAGCAUAUAAGUAUUUGUUAUGUCGAUCCGUUAUGGGGUACAGCAAAUCGGCGGCACUUUUUAUUGGAAACGAAAUAUUUUAAAUGUAAUUGUGCACGCUGCAAUGAUCCAACAGAAUUCGGAACAAUGUUUAACGCGAUUAAAUGCAAAGAAAAAGAUUGUGAAGGUUACCUUCUACCAAAAACCUUUAUUGAGCAAAAGGAUACGGAAGACGAACCGAAAUGGUAUUGUAGUAAAUGUUUCAGAUCUCAGGAUGGAGCUUCGAUUCACAAAUUAAUGGAUCAUAUUGGGAAAGAUUUGGAAGCUAUGGAAAAAGGUGAUGUGGAAUCGUGUCAGAAAUUUUUAGAGCAUUAUGGAAAAUAUUUGCACAGUAAUCAUUAUUACAUGACCGAUGUACGGUUGGCGUUGGCUCAAUUGAUCGGCCAAAAAACAAAAAAUGGACUUACUGAAGUACCUGAUGAACUAUUAGAUGACAAAGCUAAACUUUGUCAGAAAGUUAAUAAAUUGAUUAAAAUUUUAGCACCAGCGGAGUUUCGAAUUCAAGGUAUGCUUCUUUUCGAAUUACAUGCUGCUGUUGCUGAAAUUGGACGAAGGCGUGCAACAAAAGGACAAGUUGGGCCAGAAACACUAGAAGCAAUGUUAUUGGAAUCAAAGAACAUAUUAGCAGAAGCUAUUGAAUUAUUAAAACAUGAGCCAGAUAUAAUGCCAGAAGGUAAAAUUAAGUUACAAGCAAGAAAGAAUUUAGCUGAUUUGGAGAAAUUAAUUCGAACAUUACAUCAAAAUGUUGGCGAUAUGCCGUAAUUUUUUUGUUUGUUUAAUAAUAUUAUUGUAUGUUGUGCUGCCAAUUUUCGAGAUUAAAAUUA